GCCAUCUUCCCUCGUGUAGCUGACUCGUGUUGUGUUGAAACAACGAAACCGUGAAAUAAAGUCGGUAAAGAUGGCAGAUCCAGAAACUGCAAAGGAUACAAAGACGGACCCCGAAGAGGUGGAAGAUGUUGACGAAGGUAGUGAAGAAGUUGGAGAAGAUGGACGUACAGCAGCUGGGGAUAACAUCACUAACCAGUAUUUGCAGAACCCGCAAGUUUUAGCGGCUAUCCAGAGUAAAUUGGGUAGCAUGGUGGGCGCACCCUCUGGGUACAUAGCCAGUUUGCCAAAGGUGGUGAAAAGGAGAAUAAAGGCGCUGAAGAAACUUCAGUUUGAAGCCACAAAAAUUGAAGCUGAUUUUUAUGUACAAGUCCAUAAGUUAGAGUGCGAAUAUGCUGCAAAAUAUGCACCCCUAUAUGAUAAGCGUAAAGAGAUUGUGACAGGCUCAACAGAGCCCACAGAGGAUGAGUGUGAUUGGCCAAGUGAUGAGGAGGAAGAGGAAGAAGCUAUUGGGGAGGAGGCAAAGUUAUCGAACACCCAGGAGGCCCUGAAAGACAAAGUUAAAGUAGAAGACGAGAAGAAAGAUGAGGCUAAAACUGAAGCUAAGGCAGAGGAGGAUCCAUCAGGAAUUCCGCAGUUUUGGCUUACAAUAUUUAAGAAUGUGGAUAUGCUAACAGAGUAUAUUCAGGAUCAUGAUGAACCAAUACUACAGCACCUCACUGAUAUAACCGUCAAAUACACAGAUCCAGUAUCAUCAGUCAUGGGAUUCACUCUAUACUUCCAUUUUGAACCUAACGAUUAUUUCACAAAUACAGUCUUGACAAAAGAAUACACAAUGAGAUCAGACCCAGAUGAAACUGAUCCCUUCUCGUUUGAAGGACCCGAAAUUGUGAAAUGUAAAGGAUGUACAAUUGACUGGAAGAAAGGCAAGGAUGUCACAGUGAAAGCCAUCAAGAAGAAACAGAAGCACAAAGGGCGGGGCACCACAAGGACUGUGACAAAAACCGUCAAGAAUGAGUCUUUCUUUCACUUUUUCAAUCCCCCAGCAGUUCCAGAAGGUGAUGACGUUGAAUUGGAUGAAGAGGUGGAGGCACAGCUAACCAAUGAUUUUGAAAUCGGUCAUUUUAUCCGUGAGCGUUUGGUUCCGAGGGCAGUUCUGUACUUCACAGGAGAGGCUUUAGACGAUGAAGAGAUCCCAACUUAUCGGAUGUAUGAAGACGAUGGCAUGGAAGAUGAGGAUGGAGAUGAUGAGGAAGAUGAUGAAAAUGACCCUGACUAUGAACCAAAGGAAACUGCAUAGUUAAGAGAUAGCACUGUUAACUCUGGCACCAUUGUAUCAGGGUGACCGGAAAACUCCUGGCGAAUGCAAACAGCAAUGAGAUUUCUUGUUUUAGACGAGAGUGAAUGGGCUUGCUACAUCUGAUGUGAUGCUGCUACAGUGGACUUGUACAGAACUGGUCGCGGUAGUUUACAACCUCCGCCUAGGUGCGCUCUAGCUAACGACAGUUUGCAGUCUGUUAUGUGGCAGGCUGACCAUCCUUGUGAACAAACUGAAUGUGCUCUCCGACGUGUACUUGUGAUUUCAAACAUCCCCUUCCCUGCGUCCCAGCCACCGUCGUCUGUGUUUUAGUUAUUAUUUAACACGUUACUGUAUGUAGCCGCCCUCUUCCCCUCUGAACUUGCAGAUGGCUAUCGUCCCUUAUCCAUGCCUGGGGGAUACUGACGGUGUUGAGUACCUCGCUGCUGAUACAUGCUACAUAGAGACAAUCUGACACUUUAUAGGGCAAAUGCAUUUCAUAAAAAUUUUUAUCAUACAAUUAAUAAUUGGCAUUGUGACAAUGUUUUUCAUCGUGAAGCAUCAGACAAUAUUGUUCUCACUACUACGCUCAAAGUUCAUGGAGUUUUAUUUGGCAUGUUAUAAAAUGAUCUGACUAAAUACAUUGUUGUUUCCUUGGGCUGCUAAAAUUAUCUUUAUGUUGUUACAAUAUUAUUACUAUCUUUUCAUGUGCUAUGGUGGAAAGCAAAGGAUAUUAUUUUGAAUCUCUUCGUCUGACACGCUUUGGUUUCCACGCAAUAAAUCCUCCAAAUACUGUUCCAUUUAGAUUAAGUUUGUUGAGAAGGUUGAUGGACAUUGCGCAACUUCUCAUUAAGUUUGAAAACCAUCCGGAUACGUUCUGGAGUUUUGCAUAUUUAAUGAUUUCACAUGCAGUAACCGCUCCAAAUAUUGUCCGCUUGUGAUCAGAUUUAUCGCAGAGGUUAUGGACAUUGUGGAGUUUUAUAGAAAGGUCAAAAACCAGCCCCAUCUGUGAUUAAGAUUUGCAUAUUUAAUGAUUUCCGCGAUUCUCAAUGACCAUUGGUUUCCGUGCAAUAGCUGCUCGAAAAUAUUAUCCGUUGCUGUGGAACUUUAAGGCUAAGACUUCAUGGUUAGUCUGACAGUGCGAAGGCAUAAAUACAGGCAUUUAUACAGCCUUGUCACAGGCUUCUCUCUCUGGGCAGAUGGUUGGGAUGUGCGACCAGUUACAAUAUAUGAAACUCCUCUAUCUUUUGAGUGGCACAGCCACUAGAGUUACGAUGCGAAAACCUUUCUAAAAUGUCGACUUCCUGAUCGAGGACAUUUAUUGCUAUAAAAUUUCCAAAAGAAAGCACGCUGCAAAACAGAAGUUGUACUGAGAGUCCACAGCUUUGCAGCGUGGCUUGAAGAUAGUUACCGUUAAAUGUUUUGUAACAGAAAGUCGAUAUUGCAACUCUCGUGGCUGCGUCACUCGAUGGAUAGAUGAGUUACAUAUAUUGCAACUAGAUAUGCGACCAGUUGUGCUGAACUGUAUUAAGACUAGAGACUAGUUAUUUAAUCUCUGCUAAAGUUAUUGGUUCAUACAUUUGUAAUUCUACUGGGUCUGUUUUGUGUUCGGUAUAUUUGGGGGCAUCAUUGCAGUGAUAGUUUUCUCGACCCCUUGUCAGAUGUUGUACAUCAACAAUCACUGUUCUGUGGAGCAAUCCAGUAAUACAAGACUAUGAUUUAUGAAAGUAAUUUAAUGAAGUAACUAGUGUUCAUGUCUAUAAUUUGUUUCUGGAGGACUUUGCUACAGUUCUAACGACUUACCUUUAAGCAAUAAACACGUUCUAUGGGAAGGGUA
Messenger RNA from Liolophura sinensis, 3131 nucleotides. Its product is annotated as nucleosome assembly protein 1-like 1. Lineage: Eukaryota; Metazoa; Mollusca; Polyplacophora; Chitonida; Chitonidae. The transcript is spliced from 18 exons. Gene Ontology annotation, biological process: nucleosome assembly. Gene Ontology annotation, cellular component: nucleus. The coding region runs from base 71 to 1297 and encodes 408 amino acids. The record is from RefSeq and is a predicted model, not a curated record.